AGGGUUUAUGUAAACUCAAGACAGACACGGGACAACUAGUUGUCAACAUUUUUUUUUAUCUGAAUGUAGUAACCGGUAUGUGUCAACUAAUGGAUACGACUACAACAGCAGCUCCCCUGCAAAACGACUGUGAGACAGAAUUGGAAACUAAACCAAAGUGGUCAAGUUCGCUCUGGAGCUGGUGGCCUUCCUGGCGUCCAACAUCCAUGUCCCUUUUGAAGACUACAGAGUCCAAAAUACUUGCCUGUAUACGGAAUGACAUUUGGGCCAGAUUUGUGACUCUUCCAAACCAGGACCGAAUAUGGACUCUGACUGUCACCAACAAGGCAGCGCCUAACCCUGCAGCACAAGCAUCCAAGACUCCCCUGGUGAUGGUUCACGGCUUCGGAGGAGGCGUUGGACUGUGGAUCAGGAACUUGGACGGGCUGAGUCACUCGCGGACCGUCCACGCCUUUGACCUGUUGGGCUUUGGCAGAAGUUCCAGACCUCAUUUCCCCUCCGAUGCUUCCAAGGCAGAGGAGCAGUUCAUUAACUCCAUCGAACAAUGGAGGCAAUCUGUAGGGGUGGAGAACAUGAUCCUGCUGGGUCACAGCUUGGGGGGCUACCUGGCUGCCUCAUAUGCAAUCCAGUACCCUUCCAGAGUGUCGCACCUUAUCUUGGUGGACCCUUGGGGCUUCCCCGCGCGAGAUCAGAAUGGCACAGAGGUGGUGAAGAGGCCGACCCUUCCCCCAUGGGUGAAAGUUAUUGCAUCGGUCGUUUCCUUUUUCAACCCACUGGCUGUGAUUAGAGCAGCAGGCCCAUGGGGCCCAGGCUUGGUGAACAGAUUCCGUCCUGAUUUCAAAAGCAAGUUUGAAGAUCUGUUUGAGGACGACACAAUAACGCAGUAUAUCUACCACUGCAACGCACAGAAUCCGAGUGGGGAGGUGGGUUUCCGGGCCAUGUCUGAAACCCUAGGCUGGGCCAAGAAACCUAUGCUGCAUCGUAUCCACCUCCUGCCCCCGUCCAUGCCCCUCACCAUGCUGUAUGGAGCUCAGUCUUGGAUGGAUAGCUCGUCUGGGGACAGAGUGGCCGAGAUCAGGGGUCAGGCCUACACCAGAGUGCAGCUCAUAAAUCAUGCUACGCACCACGUGUAUGCUGAUGCACCAGAUGAGUUUAAGAAAGCGGUGGAAAAAAUCUGUAAAUCUGUGGACUGACUGUGUGUGUGUGGACCGACAAGGACUGAAUCUUCUUUGUUGGCAGAACCAUUCUGGUGGUUUCAGCUUCGCCAUGUCUAAAACGUUCUGCUUUGAAACAAACGUAGAUAUGAGUUUGAAUGUAAUUAUGUUAUCAAUGCCACUAUCCUAAAUCUCUAUAUUAGUAUUUGAAAAGUGGUGUUUUUGAAUAAAUAUGUUUAUAUCAUUAUUAAGUCCAUAAAUAUGUUUAUAUCAUUAUUAAGUCCAUAAAUGAUUGUGCUCACAUAAAAAACAUCCAAAUUUAUUUAAUUAUGGAUAGAUUUGAGUAAAUUUAUUUAUUUUUCAGAAGGAAAAAAAUUGAUGAACUGAUCGUUUAUUACUAAUUUGACAAAUUCAUUUUGACAUGUGCCUGAUGUUGUUAUUGCUUUUGUUUUUUCUUUUGUUUUCUUGUUUUUGUUUGUUUGUUUGUUUAUUUGGUGGUUUUAUUUUUUUCUUUUAUUUACACAGCUUUUUCUGUAUUUUUUUUUUUACCAUCAAUAAAGAAGAAAAAGCUUGUAAUAAUUUGCCAAACCUCCUGGUUGUGCUGCAUCAGUAAAGGUCAGUUGGUAAUUUGCCUUCUGUUUUAUUCCUCUGUCAGUGCAGUGAGGCAGAUGUUGGAUCAAAUGCAACGUUAUGCUCUGGAAAACCAAGUAAAUAAAGUUUCUGAGUUAAAAGCUAA
Austrofundulus limnaeus is the source of this 1890-nucleotide messenger RNA. It is a transcript of the gene abhd4, whose product is annotated as abhydrolase domain containing 4, N-acyl phospholipase B. Gene Ontology annotation, biological process: phosphatidic acid biosynthetic process; lipid homeostasis. The record is from RefSeq and is a predicted model, not a curated record. Bases 78 to 1193 code for a protein of 371 amino acids. Gene Ontology annotation, cellular component: mitochondrion; lipid droplet. Lineage: Eukaryota; Metazoa; Chordata; Actinopteri; Cyprinodontiformes; Rivulidae. Gene Ontology annotation, molecular function: lysophosphatidic acid acyltransferase activity; phosphatidylcholine lysophospholipase A1 activity. The transcript has 9 exons.